Tachyglossus aculeatus (Australian echidna) is the source of this 2284-nucleotide messenger RNA. RefSeq names its product nucleobindin 2 (gene NUCB2). Gene Ontology annotation, cellular component: extracellular exosome; endoplasmic reticulum-Golgi intermediate compartment. The transcript has 13 exons. Gene Ontology annotation, molecular function: calcium ion binding. Bases 70 to 1461 code for a protein of 463 amino acids. Lineage: Eukaryota; Metazoa; Chordata; Mammalia; Monotremata; Tachyglossidae. The record is from RefSeq and is a predicted model, not a curated record.
GCCGAGCCGGGAGGGUCCGGGCCGGUGACCUUGCCGCCGAGGAUCUCGGGCUCCGGGCCCCGGGGCAAGAUGAGGUGGCGAGCCAUCCUGCUACACUAUUGUUUUCCUUUGAUUACAUGUCUUCUAAAUGGUUUGGAAGCUGUGCCUAUAGACAUAGACAAGACCAAAGUAAAAGAAGUUCCCGCUGUAGAAGGAGAAAAAGUAGAGGCUCCGGAUACCGGUCUUUAUUAUGAUGAAUACCUCAGGCAAGUAAUCGAUGUGCUGGAAACAGAUAAACAUUUCAGAGAGAAGCUCCAAAGCGCAGACAUAGAAGAAAUCAAGAGCGGGAAAUUAAGCAAAGAGCUUGAUUUAGUAAGUCACCAUGUCAGGACAAAACUUGACGAACUGAAAAGGCAGGAAGUGGCAAGAUUAAGAAUGCUAAUUAAAGCUAAAUUGGAUUCCUUUCAAGAUACAGGCAUAGACCAUCAUGCCCUGCUGAAACAGUUUGAACAUCUCAACCACCAGAAUCCUGACAAAUUUGAAUCUACGGAUUUAGAUAUGCUCAUCAAAGCGGCUACCAGCGAUUUAGAAAAUUAUGAUAAAACUCGCCAUGAAGAAUUUAAAAAGUACGAGAUGAUGAAGGAACAUGAAAGGAGAGAAUAUUUGAAAACACUCAAUGAAGAAAAAAGGCACGAAGAAGAAUCUAAAUUUGAGGAGAUGAAGAAAAAACACGGAAAUCAUCCCAAAGUUAAUCACCCAGGAAGCAAAGACCAACUGAAAGAGGUCUGGGAGGAGACGGAUGGGCUAGAUCCUAAUGACUUUGACCCCAAGACAUUUUACAAGUUGCAUGAUGUCAAUAAUGAUGGCUUCUUGGAUGAGCAAGAAUUAGAGGCUCUCUUUACCAAAGAGUUGGAGAAGGUCUACGACCCGAAAAACGAAGAAGAUGACAUGGUAGAAAUGGAAGAAGAGAGGCUUAGGAUGAGAGAACAUGUGAUGAAUGAGGUUGAUGUUAACAAGGACCGGUUGGUAACUUUAGAAGAGUUUAUGAGAGCCACAGAGAAAAAAGAAUUCUUGGAACCAGAGAGCUGGGAGACACUGGACCAACAGCAGCUCUUCACAGAGGAAGAGCUAAAGGAAUAUGAAAACCACAUUUCUCAACAAGAAAAUGAACUUAAGAAGAAGGCAGAAGAACUUCAGAAACAAAAAGAAGAGCUCCAACGUCAACAUGACCAACUUCAGGCCCAGAAACAAGAAUAUCAUCAGGUCGUGCAGCAGAUGGAACAAAAGAAACUGCAACAGGGAAUUCCUCCUUCAGGACCAGCUGGAGAAUUGAAAUUCCAGCCACCUGGACAAACCCAAGAAGCUGGGAAGGUGGAAAACCAUCCUGGAGGAGGUGGUCAGCAUCAGCCUUUGCCCCCAGGGCACGCACCCCCAGUUCAGGAAAGAGCAGCUGGAGCUGAUCACGUCCAAAUUCACCCUUAACCACUGGUGCCUCAACUUUACAUCAUGUCUUUUUGAAAGGGGACUAGAGUGGAUUGAGAAGUGAAAGGAAAAAAUCGAUUUCUCCCCCUGCCUGUACUGUAGUAUCUUUGGAAGUAUCACCUGUUUAUUUUAAGCCCGUCGGCUCUCCGUUUUCUCUGAAAGAUUACCUUCAGGUUUGGAGAAAGAGGAGCUGUAUUAAAGCAGAUCUCUUUCCUCAUCCCCUUUGCGGCAGUCGUCUGGCAGGGACCUGGACAGGAUCCAACCAGUGACCCGUUCUCAGGAGAAACCCAGAAUCCAUUUGAGCACCUCCGCAGAUCAUGCUGAAGGAAACGGGCCCGAGGACUUGCAUUUCCAGCACUGCCGACCCCUUUCUCCUUUCUGAGAUGACAACCAAAUCUCGACGCGAUUCCCUUCAGGUUUUUUUUUUUUAACGGAUUGCUGUCAAGGAUUAUGUGGAACGACGAAUGUCCUCUGUGUUUACAGAUGCCUAAGAUUUCACUGUAGAGCCUUGAGCGCAAUCUGAAGGAUUUUACUGCUUCCGUGGUGGCCGUCGGGCUGGAGAGUGAGGGAGGCAGACCGGACCCGACACGGGCUGUCGGCUCCUGGCCACGUGCUUGUUCCCAUAUUACUCCUCCCAACACUUCCGGCCCCCUGAGCCACCCCCUGAUUUCUGCAUGCUGUCUAGGUGACCUGUCUUAUCAAGGAAAGAUGUUGCAAGAAGUAGAAAGACCCUCCGCUUGUUUGUUUUUUUUGUUUUCUGGGCAAAUAAGGUCUACGUUCUAUCAUUCGACCAUUCCUCACCUGUUUUCCCCACACUGUCCAG